GGCCGACCAUCCCGCCCCCUCCUUCCGGGCGGUUGCCCGGCAACCUCCUCAGCUGGAGCCGGGGUAGGCCGCAGCCUGCCUCUGCAGCGCCGGUUCGGCCGCCCCUGUAGAGGAGAGGAAGCAGCCAUGACUUCGCUGCGGGCUUUCACCUGCAACGACCUCUUCCGCUUCAACAAUAUCAACUUGGAUCCUCUCACAGAGACCUAUGGAAUUCCAUUUUACUUGCAGUACUUGGCGCACUGGCCAGAGUAUUUUAUUGUUGCGGAAGCACCUGGUGGAGAACUAAUGGGUUACAUUAUGGGGAAAGCUGAAGGUUCAGUGGCCAGAGAGGAAUGGCAUGGCCACGUUACAGCCCUCUCUGUUGCUCCUGAAUUUCGCCGGCUCGGUUUGGCUGCUAAGCUAAUGGAGCUCCUUGAGGAAAUAUCAGAAAGAAAGGGUGGAUUUUUUGUGGACCUCUUUGUAAGAGUGUCAAAUCAAGUUGCCGUGAAUAUGUACAAACAACUAGGCUACAGUGUUUACAGAACAGUGCUAGAAUAUUACUCUGCCAGCAAUGGAGAACCUGAUGAAGACGCUUAUGAUAUGAGGAAAGCCCUGUCCCGAGACACAGAGAAGAAAUCAAUUAUACCAUUACCUCAUCCUGUCAGACCGGAAGACAUUGAAUAAGUGGAGGUUGGUUAUUUAUUCAGUGUGCUGAAAAUAACAUUGGAGACAGCUGGAAAUAAUUUCAGAGGACACGGCAUCACUUAAAAAAAAGUAAUUAGGAGUCUUGGAGCAAUGAAGAGAGACUAUGCAGAUUUGAACUUUUGUUUUUAGGCUGUUUGGCAAAAUCUUCUAAUGCUGAUGCAAAGCAGACUUAUGACUUAAAUCUUUUGUUUCAGAUCCCAGUUGUUUUGAACUAUUACUAGACUUCCAAUUCUGAUGAAGUAUCACAUCAUCUUAUAGGGCUUGGGGUCUUAAAAUGAACAUGGAAAAAAAUAAAACCUGUAAAUGCAAACCUAUGUGCCUAUAAAUACCUUCAUUUCGUAGAUA
Eublepharis macularius is the source of this 1029-nucleotide messenger RNA. RefSeq names its product N-alpha-acetyltransferase 20, NatB catalytic subunit (gene NAA20). Lineage: Eukaryota; Metazoa; Chordata; Lepidosauria; Squamata; Eublepharidae. The transcript is spliced from 6 exons. Gene Ontology annotation, molecular function: protein-N-terminal amino-acid acetyltransferase activity. Bases 127 to 663 code for a protein of 178 amino acids. Gene Ontology annotation, biological process: N-terminal peptidyl-methionine acetylation. Gene Ontology annotation, cellular component: NatB complex. The record is from RefSeq and is a predicted model, not a curated record.